GAAUGUCAGUGUAGUUUUAUUUAAAAUUCGAAGUAUAAAUGAUUAAAAAAUUUGGAAUAUGUCGACAAGACAGCGGCUCCUCCCACUUUAAAAUACUAAUACGUAGUUAAUGCGAGUUGUAUAAUAAACUUGGACGAUUUUGUCAAAAUAAGUAACCGUUUGUAAAGAAUCGAAAGUUGAAAAUAUGAGCGUCACAGAGUUGGAGAAUAUUAGUGAUAUAUUAGAGAAACUCGUAGCUUCUGUAUGUGGUGAACAAAAACCAGAAGUCAUUCAAAAGUGCAUGCGAUUUUCAUUAAGUUUAUUGGCUACGACACAAGGAAUCGAUACUUUAAAAGAAGAUGAAACAAUGAUUGCUAGUCAAAUUAAAAGUACAUUAUCUACACAAGAUGCUACUCUAUUCGAUGAAUUACACAACAAUUUAAAAGAUGGGGACUUCAGGAACCGUCUUGGAAUACUACGUUUUCUGCUUCAAAUGAGUCAAUCAAGCGAUCGAAUUCAAGAUGAUCGUUUUGUAUUUUCAGAAAUGAGAUUAGGAUUAAAUAUCCCAUUUGCCUCAACAAGUGGAUAUUCUUGUCAACUAUCUAGUUCUCACGCUUCCCAUACACAAGUGCCAUUUUUAUCAACAGAAUCAAAUAUGUUAUUAACUUCAAAUAAAAUAAUUGAUGAAGAUAGUAUAUCGGAAGACAUUCUCGUUCAGGAUCUUAUAUAUUCAUUUCAAGGUAUAGAAGGAAAAGUUUUAAAACUUGACUCUAGUUAUGGAUUUCAAAUUGAUCCGACAAUAAGAAUAAAUCGUCCACAAAAACAGACUGUUUUAAGACUCAGCGAGCUUGGAUAUUUAUACAAUGUUAUUCAACGAGGAUUAGGAAGAAUUGUUAGUGGCAGUAAUGGGAGAGUUGCGGACAGUUUUGUAGCAGCUCUUCAUAAGGAACUGGCCGAGUAUUAUAGAUUUAUAGCAAACGCACAAGAAGAAGUAAAUAGAGUAAAGGAUCCUUUAGGAUUAGAUAGAGUAACGCUUUCUCAUCUUCAUUUAUGGGCUUAUGAUCCUCUUGAAACGCUUAAAUGGCUAGCCAGUAUUGUGCGAACUUGCGUGGGUCAAACUGGAGGAGCUCUUGCUUCAAUUGUUUAUGAAUUCAGUCAUCAUGGAGAUCCAAGAGUAAAAAAACUUGUUAAAAGAAUAUUAGAGAGUGUUUCAGAACCACUUUAUAAUAUGCUUUUAAGAUGGAUAACGGAUGGUGAAUUGGAUGAUCCAAAUAAAGAAUUCUUUAUUGAGUCGUGUGCGGAAGUUGCUGGAGAGAGAAUGUGGCAUGAAAAAUAUCAAGUGAGAGAUUCAAUGGUUCCAUCGUUUAUUAAUAGAGCACAAGCAAGGAAAAUUUUGGGCACUGGAAAAAGCAUCAAUUUUUUAAGAGAAGUGUGCAAGGAUUUUUCUCCCUUACAAGGUCGUGAGACCGAAGUAUUUAAGGGCUCUUCUGAAAAAAUUGGUGUUGAAGCAUUUUUUGAUAUGGAUCCAGAUGGACCACUACAAACAAUGAUGGAUGUAGCUUAUAAAGAGACAUCCAUAAGAGUUGUUGAUAUUCUAACAAAACAAUAUCACUUAAUGGAUCAUUUACAAGGUAUCAAAGGAUAUCUUUUAUUGGGACAGGGACAUUUUGUUCAGCAUCUCAUGCAUCUAUUAGAACCAGAAUUAGCCAAACCAGCUAAUUCUUUAUAUCCUCAUAAUAUUGCUUCAAUUUUGGAAACUGCGAUUAGAGCUACAAGUACUAAAUUAGAUGAAUUAGAUGUUCAAAAAAGAUUAGAUGUGAGAUUAUUGGCACCUUCAGAUAAUGAAACUGGAUGGGAUGUUUUUGCUCUUGACUAUAAUGUGGAUGGACCUAUUGGAACGAUAUUGGAAUCAAGUCGUCAAACAUAUCAAGCAGUAUUUUUUUCCCUUUGGCGAGCUAAGCGAAUGGAGACAAUUUUGUCUGCGAUAUGGAAACAGCAAAUUACAUCUGCUAAAAUGUUUAGUAAAAUGCCUGAAAUAUUACCAAUACAAAAACAUAUUCACUUAAUCACAAGCAGUAUGGUACAUCUGGUUCAUCAAAUGCAGUAUUAUUUUUUAUUCGAAGUUAUCGAAUGUUCUUGGGAUGUUUUUGCUAAACAACUUGGACAAGCGUCAUCUCUUGAUGAUAUUAUAAUAGCACAUACUAAUUUUAUCGAAUCUGUACGAAGAGGUACUCUUCUCGAUGAGCAAUCUCAAGAAUUAAUGAAUCAUCUUCGCUCUGUAUAUGGUCCAAUUCUAGAACUGCAAACGCUCGAAGAAACUUUUCUUGCUCGUGCUACUACAGAGUACGAAACAAGAGUAAGUUCUGAAAAAUUUAUUAAUACAGAAAGUGAAAAUAAAAAUCAGUGGGGUUGUACGAAAAAUCAAGACGUAGAUAAUGUAGAAAGAAAGAGUUUAUUUCUUAAAUAUUUAAAUACAUUGGCAAUGAAACUUAAACUGUUAUCAAGAACAUAUCAGGAUCGAGUUAAAAAAUUUUUACUGAUGCUUGCUUCUGCAGAAGAUGUUUCCUUGCAGCUAUUGAGUGUUCGAUUGGAUUUUAACGAAUAUUAUAUAAGUAAAGAUAGUAGACUCGUAGCUCCUUUAACAUACCAGCAUCGUAGGCAAAGUGAUCAAUCUUUUCUUGCUGAUAAGUGACAAACAAUAUUAGAAGGCCAAAGUAAAAAUCAAGGAAAUCUCGAUUCACAAUUCUCAACAUUAUUUAUUAAUACUAAUACAAACAAUUGUCAUAAUUUUAAAGAGCCAGGAACU
Messenger RNA from Ceratosolen solmsi marchali, 2785 nucleotides. It is a transcript of the gene Grip91, whose product is annotated as gamma-tubulin complex component 3. The record is from RefSeq and is a predicted model, not a curated record. Gene Ontology annotation, cellular component: microtubule organizing center; spindle pole; gamma-tubulin complex. Gene Ontology annotation, biological process: microtubule nucleation; mitotic cell cycle; meiotic cell cycle. The coding region runs from base 185 to 2671 and encodes 828 amino acids. Gene Ontology annotation, molecular function: gamma-tubulin binding; microtubule minus-end binding. The transcript has 10 exons. Lineage: Eukaryota; Metazoa; Arthropoda; Insecta; Hymenoptera; Agaonidae.